AUGGCUGCUGCAGGAACCUCGCUGGCACUGUUACCUUUGGCCAUCUCGCUGUUUUCCCCCGUAGCUUGUGUCGCGCGUUCAUCUUCUCCAAGCAAAACUCCAGCUCCGACCAACGGCAGCGUCAGCGACCUUGCUGCGUUGCUGGCUUUCAAAGCUCAGCUUUCCGAUCCUCUCGGCAUCCUUGCAAGCAGCUGGACGACCAAUGGUUCCUUCUGUGGCUGGGUCGGCGUCUCGUGCAGCCGCCGCCGGCAGCGCGUGGCGGCGCUAUCCUUGCCAUCUGUGUCCCUGCAAGGAGAACUCAGCCCGCACCUUGGUAACCUCACUUUCCUCUCCCUGCUUAAUCUCACAAAUACCAGCCUCACAGGUGAUAUCCCUGCUGAACUUGGUAAACUACGUCGGCUGAAGUUUCUCCUUCUCAACCAAAAUUACCUUGUUGGCUCCAUCCCUUCUGUUCUUAGCAAUCUCACGAGUCUUACCACACUAAAGCUCAGUUAUUGCAACCUAACGGGAAACAUUCCAAAAGAAUUAGAGGGGAACCUUGACUUCUUGUUCUCCCUUUCCAAUUGUAGGCAGCUCCAGGUCCUUGACAUAUGGCAUAAUAAUUUCACUGGGACACUGAUCCCUGAACAUUUGGGAAACCUGUCUACAAAGCUAUUUUGGUUUACAGCAGGUCAUAACAAGUUAACGGGUCAGUUUCCAUCAACACUGUCAAACUUAACCAGCCUUAAUUGGAUUUAUCUUUCCGACAACCUACUCACGGGAGCACUCCCAGAGUCUAUCACAGUUAUGCAAAAUCUUGGGCGGCUUGAUGUCUCGGCCAAUGACAUGUCAGGCCCUAUCCCAGCACAAAUUGGUAUGCUCAAGAGCUUAGAUAGGCUUUAUCUCGACAGAAACAAGUUUUUUGGGCCUAUACCUGAAAGCAUUCAAAAUCUGAGCAGCCUAGAGCACAUAUGGCUUUCUUAUAACAAGUUUAAUUCAACAAUACCGGCAAGCUUAUUCCUACUGGAUAAACUUAUUGAACUAAAUCUUUCUCGUAACUCUCUCACUGGUGUUCUACCAUCUGAUGUUAGUGGGCUAAAGCAAGCGUCUUCCAUUGACUUUUCUUCCAACUUUUUGGGGACUGGGAGCUUUGGAAAAGUUUUCAGAGGGAAACUCAGCACAGGUUUGGUGGUGGCAAUAAAGGUUCUAGACUUGCAGGUUGAACGGGCCAUCAGAAGCUUUGAUGCCGAAUGGCAUGUUCUUCGCGUGGUUCGGCAUCGUAACCUGAUAAGGAUGUUGUACGCAUGUUCCAACAUGGACUUCAGAGCGCUAGUGCUCCAGUACAUGCCCAACGGCAGCUUGGAGAUGCUUCUACACUCCGAAGGCAAAUGGCACUUGGGGUUCCUCAAGAGGCUUGAUAUCAUGGUAGAGGUGUCCAUGGCGAUUGAAUAUCUACACCAUGAGCAUUAUGUGGUGGUUCUGCACUGCGAUUUGAAGCCUAGCAAUGUACUAUUUGAUGAUGACAUGACAGCGCAUGUUGCAGACUUUGGUAUUGCAAAGAUGCUACUGGGUGAUGACAACUCAGUGAUCACUGCUAAUAUGCAUGGGACACUAGGGUACAUGGCACCAGAGUAUGGAUCUCAUGGGAAGACAUCACGCCAGAGUGACGUGUUCAGUUACGGAAUCAUGCUCCUUGAAGUCUUCACUGGAAAGAGACCCACAGAUCCAAUGUUUGUUGGAGAUCUGAGCAUUAGGCAGUGGGUUCAUCAAGCAUUUGCAACUAAGCCUGUUCAUGUUCUGGAUGACAGGUUACUGCAAGACCCUUGUUCUACCUUCGACCUGAAUGGCAUUCUUUCCCCAAUAUUUGAGCUAGGUUUACUCUGCUCAAGUGACUCACCUGAUCAAAGGAUGUCAAUGAGUGAUGUCGUGGCGACGUUGAAAAGGAUAAGAAAGUAUUACGUCAAAUCCACAGAAACAACACAAAAAUGCUCCCCACUUCCCCAAUAGUUACUAAUUAGUAAUUAAUUGUAACAUCUAUUGUGUUCACGCCUGCAGCAGAAAAAAGCUGCAUCGAGCUAUCUUUUAAUUUUUUUUUCUUUCAUUAGUCACUUGUAUAACUGGCUUGUGCUUUCUAGGAUUUCUGUUCUGAAGUACUACUACUA
This is a messenger RNA of Setaria italica (foxtail millet), 2141 nucleotides long. Its product is annotated as receptor kinase-like protein Xa21. Gene Ontology annotation, biological process: protein phosphorylation; hormone-mediated signaling pathway. Gene Ontology annotation, cellular component: plasma membrane. NCBI's taxonomy places the organism in Eukaryota, Viridiplantae, Streptophyta, Magnoliopsida, Poales, Poaceae. The transcript has 4 exons. Gene Ontology annotation, molecular function: protein kinase activity; protein binding; ATP binding. The coding region runs from base 1 to 1986 and encodes 661 amino acids. The record is from RefSeq and is a predicted model, not a curated record.